Odobenus rosmarus divergens (Pacific walrus) is the source of this 2469-nucleotide messenger RNA. RefSeq names its product interleukin 1 receptor accessory protein (gene IL1RAP). The record is from RefSeq and is a predicted model, not a curated record. Gene Ontology annotation, biological process: signal transduction. NCBI's taxonomy places the organism in Eukaryota, Metazoa, Chordata, Mammalia, Carnivora, Odobenidae. Bases 572 to 2290 code for a protein of 572 amino acids. Gene Ontology annotation, molecular function: interleukin-1 receptor activity. The transcript has 12 exons.
ACUCGGAUUGCUUAGGCAGUACCAGUUUAUACCUUUUGUUUCAGGGGCACCCUCUUCCAGGUGUCUCAUUUUAAGUGCUAUUAUUUGGCCACCCUAUUUAUCAAAUACCUCUUUGCACUUUUCAAGAUGGUGGGUCCUUUUGGUGGUGAAACUUGUGCCAUAGGCUUAUGUUGGCCAGAGGUGGGUAUAAAUCUCAUCUCUGGCACUUACUAGAAACGUGAUCAGGACAAGUUACCAAGACCUCUGUAAGCACUCUUAUGUGGCUGCUGUGUUCAAAACAGCGACAAUCUUGAAUAUGGAAUUUUUCAGUAAUAUCCACGUGUCAGUAUUUAUAACCUUAUCAAGAUUUUGUCAGGGGGAAGAUAUGUCUAGGGAAAUAAAUAUUUCACAGAGUUGUUAAAUCUCUAGAUCUUCCGUAUUAGAGAUCACACAACCAAAUGUAAGGACAGAGUUCUUGCUACUUGGCUGUUUCAGCUAGUUAUCAAUAGAAAGGCUAAAGGUCACAAAAAUUGGACUCCAGCCUCAUCAUUUGUCUCUUCCAGGGAGAAGAGGAGAGCAGGCACAGCAGAGCAUGAGGAUGGGACUUUUGUGGUGUGUGAUGAGUCUCUACUUCUAUGGGAUCCUUCAAAGUGAUGCCUCAGAACGCUGUGAUGAUUGGGGACUUGAUACCAUGAGGCAGAUCCAAGUGUUUGAAGAUGAGCCAGCUCGCAUCAAGUGCCCACUCUUUGAACACUUCUUGAAAUACAACUACAGCACAGCCCACUCGGCGGGCCUUACUCUGAUCUGGUAUUGGACGAGGCAGGACCGGGACCUGGAGGAGCCGAUUAACUUCCGCCUCCCUGACAACCGCAUCAGUAAGGAGAAAGACGUGCUCUGGUUCCGACCCACCCUCCUCAAUGACACGGGCAACUACACCUGCAUGUUAAGGAAUACCACAUACUGCAGCAAAGUUGCGUUUCCUCUGGAAGUGGUUCAAAAAGACAGCUGCUUCAAUUCCUCCAUGAAACUCCCACUGCAUAAACUGUAUAUAGAGUAUGGUGUUCAGAAGAUCACGUGUCCAAAUGUAGAUGGAUUCUUUCCUUCCACCGUCAAACCAACCAUCACUUGGUACAUGGGCUGUCAGAAAAUACAGGAUUUUAAUAAUGUGAUACCUGACGGCCUGAACUUGAGUUUUCUCAUAGCCUUGGUUUCAAACAAUGGAGAUUACACAUGUGUUGUUACAUAUCCAGAAAAUGGGCGUACCUUCCAUCUCACUAGGACUCUGACUGUAAAGGUGGUAGGCUCUCCAAAAGACGCAUUGCCUCCUCAGAUCUAUUCACCCAAUGAUCUUGUGGUUUACGAGAAAGAACCGGGAGAGGAGCUACUCAUCCCCUGUACAGUCUAUUUCACUUUCCUGAAGGAUGCUCGCAAUGAGGUUUGGUGGACCAUUGACGGAAAAAAGCCAGAUGACACCAAUAUCGAUGUAACUGUAAAUGAAAGUGUAAGUUUGACUGCAACUGAAGAUGAAACAAGAACUCAGAUUUUGAACAUCAAAAAAGUUACUGCUGAGGAUCUCAAGCGCAACUAUGUCUGUCAUGCUAGAAAUGCCAAAGGGGAGGUUGACAAAGCAGCCAAGGUGAAACAGAAAGUUCCAGCUCCAAGAUACACAGUGGAAUUAGCAUGUGGUUUUGGAGCCACAGUCCUGCUGGUAGUGAUUCUCAUUGUUGUUUACCACGUUUACUGGCUGGAGAUGGUCUUAUUUUACCGGGCUCAUUUUGGAACAGAUGAAACCAUUUUAGAUGGGAAGGAAUAUGAUAUUUAUGUAUCUUAUGCAAGGAAUGCUGAGGAAGAAGAGUUUGUGUUACUGACCCUCCGUGGAGUUUUGGAGAAUGAAUUUGGAUACAAGCUGUGCAUCUUUGACCGUGACAGUCUACCUGGGGGAAUUGUCACAGAUGAGACCUUGAGCUUCAUUCAGAAAAGCAGACGCCUCCUGGUUGUCCUAAGCCCCAACUACGUGCUCCAGGGAACCCAAGCCCUCCUGGAGCUCAAGGCUGGCCUAGAAAACAUGGCCUCUCGGGGCAACAUCAACGUCAUUUUAGUACAGUACAAGGCGGUGAAGGAGACGAAGGUGAAAGAGCUGAAGAGGGCUAAGACGGUGCUCACGGUCAUUAAAUGGAAAGGGGAGAAAUCCAAGUAUCCACAGGGCAGGUUCUGGAAGCAGCUGCAGGUGGCCAUGCCAGUGAAGAAAAGUUCCAGGUGGUCUAGAAGUGGCGAGCAGGGUCUCUCCUAUUCAUCCUUGAAAAAUGUAUGAAAGGGACAACGAAAGGGGUAAAAAGAACCAAGGGAACUCCAGGAAGGAAGAGUCCCCUUUCUUUAUUCCCAGUGUCUUGUUUCACAGACAGAAAAGAAUUCUGUCGAAGCCUCCCCCGAGGGACGUAUGCAGGGUGACUGUAUGACUGGUUGUUCCUCAGGCAAUACUAUGGUUUAGAA